Messenger RNA from Rotaria sordida, 399 nucleotides. NCBI's taxonomy places the organism in Eukaryota, Metazoa, Rotifera, Eurotatoria, Philodinida, Philodinidae. The record is from the annotation of a GenBank genome assembly.
AUGCCUCGUCCAACUGAUCAAGCAACAAAUGAUUAUUUAAUUGAUAUUGGUAGAAUUCUUAGUGGUGCAGCAAACGUAGAUGCUGAUGAAAAAAGUGAUAUUUUAUUGCGUGUUACAUCAGCACUUGACCUGACCGAAACACAAUUACAAACAUGCAAAGGAAAAAAUAUUCGAAUUACUGUUCGUCAGAUAAUGAAAAUGAUACAUCCUGAUACACCAAUUGGCUUCAAAUUUGCUGAUGUUGAUCGUGAUCACAUCGCUGCUGCUCGAGAAUAUGCACGUUUAAUGCAUCCGCAGGAAGAGACAAUGUAUACUGAUGGUGAUCUCAAUCAUGCGAUGGGACAUUUUUUUGCAGCUAAAACACACAAGCAAAGUUUGAAAAAUUAUAAUGAUGAAUAA